Labrus bergylta (ballan wrasse) is the source of this 4857-nucleotide messenger RNA. RefSeq names its product laminin subunit beta-3 (gene lamb3). Gene Ontology annotation, cellular component: laminin trimer. Gene Ontology annotation, biological process: substrate adhesion-dependent cell spreading; animal organ morphogenesis; basement membrane assembly. The record is from RefSeq and is a predicted model, not a curated record. Lineage: Eukaryota; Metazoa; Chordata; Actinopteri; Labriformes; Labridae.
UCCAGGUGAGACGGUGUUUAUAAAGCAGCUGCCAGGCAGACACACACACAUUAAGAAACUCAGAUAACAGCUGAUAGGAUCAUACACACUUUCAGACUUUUUCAGCAGAGGAACACAACAUGAGAAUACUUUUACUCCUGGCUGCUAUCGCUGCAGCAUCACAGGCCCAGACGGACUGCUCUCGGGGGGCUUGUUACCCACCCCCCAAUGACCUGCUCCUGGGCAGAGCUGACCGGCUCUACGCCUCCUCCACCUGCGGCCUCACAGGCUCCGAGGUCUACUGCACCCCGUAUGAACAGAGGAGGAUGAAGUGCUGUCCCUGCGACUCCAGGAACCCAGACGGUCCACAGGCUCACACCCUGAAGGAUGUCCUUGCCACAUCGGGACAAGACAGAUGGUGGCAGUCCAAGAAAGAGGUGGAACCCGUCACUCUGGAGUUGGACCUCGACAACCUGUUUCAGCUCGACAACCUGGUGCUCAGUUUCAAGGGUCCUCGUCCCAGUGCCUUGGUCAUAGAGAGGACACAGGACAAGGGCAAAACUUGGCAGCCUACUCUGUUCUUGGCUAAAGACUGUCAGAAAUCUUUCCCCGGCAUCCCAACAGCAACUCCUGUUGACCUGGAUCAGACAUACUGCUACACACUGCCCCCUACUGAACACAACCCCUACCAAGAUCACACAAUCCAGUUCAGCCCUCUGCGUCAGUAUGCUUAUGUGCCAAUUCCCAACAGCCAAAAAAUUGAAGACGUGUCGGGGAUAACGGGGCUGAGGCUGAAGCUGCUGGAGCUCGGAGAGGUUCCUCGUCUGCCCGGCAGAGCUCUCAGUAAGUUCUUCGCCCUGAAGGACAUGAGGGUGAUGGGCAGCUGUAUGUGCCACGGACACGCCAACAGAUGCUUGCCACAAGCUUACAGCUACGGUAUCCAGGUGAAUCCUCAGUGUGACUGCCAGCACAACACAGCCGGUAUGAACUGCGAGCGUUGUGCUGAUCUCUACAACGAUCUGCCCUGGAGACAUGCGGAGGAGGACAACACUCACACAUGCCAACGCUGUGAGUGUAACAACCACGCCCAGCGCUGUCACUUCGACCAGGCCGUGUACGAGGCCAGCGGGCGGAGGAGCGGAGGUGUGUGCGAGGGGUGUCUGCACCACACGACGGGACCCAAGUGCGACCGGUGCGCUCCAGGAUACCAGCCGAACCCCCGCAGCCAAAUGGACCGUCCCGACGCCUGCACCCGUUGUAUCUGCAGUGCCGAGGGGUCGAUAAACGGGGGUCAGUGUGACCACAACUCCGAAUCCUGUCUGUGCAAAGCGAAUGUUGAAGGACCCCGCUGCGACCGCUGUAAGAGAGGAUACUACGGCCUGAGUGCAUCCGACCCUCUGGGCUGCUCCAAGUGUUCCUGCUCUGUAGACGGCUCGUUGUCCGAUGCUUGUGACCCGCUGACCGGACAGUGUCUCUGCCGUCCUCACUUCCACGGACGAACCUGUGAUGUCUGCUCGAAAGGCUACUGGAAACCAGCGCUGUCAGGACGCUGUGAGACCUGCGGCUGUGACCCGACCCGGUCCUAUGGUGACACCUGUGACCAGGUGACAGGUCAGUGUGAGUGCAGACCACGCUUUGGAGGCAGAACAUGCACCGGGUGUCCUGAUAACUCGUAUGGAAACCCUCUCUUCGGCUGUCAACUGUGCAAGUGCGAUCCUGAAGGAACCCUUCCAGGAAUGUGCGACAAGAAUACGGGGGCCUGUCUGUGUCGGCCGGGCGUCAUAGGAACUCGCUGUGACUCGUGCAGCAGAGGACGCUGUGACUCGUUCCCCUCCUGCGAGUCCUGUCCUUCCUGCUUCUUCACCCUGGACGCUCAGCGAAAGAACUUCAGCUCAGCUGUAGAGAAACUCUCUCCCGGUUUCCCCUUUCUUCCUGGAGUUCCUGCAGACUUGGGGCCUCGUAUCUACACCAUGGAGACCACUCUGAACCAGAUCAAGGACUCCUUAGUCCUGCCAACCAUCAGCACCGAACAGAUCGACGAUGCACUGGCUGAACUGGACAAGCUCAGGGAUCAGUUGGACAAGGUUGAUGCAGACCUUCCCCCCGUGACCAGAACUCCUGGUUUGGACUCAGAGCUGGACAAUCUUAAGGCUCUGCUUAACCGCCUCAGUGAGGAAUACAGAGACAAGAAAAAAGCCUUGGAGCUUUCCCCCGGUUCCGACAACUCAGGUGCAUUUACAGUGAUCAAGAACGCCUAUGACGAGUCUACAGACGCAGUGAAGAAAGCAGACGACACCAAACAGACGCUGCAGGAGUCGACUAACAACAGAGACGAGACCAAGGAUCUGUAUAACAAAGUGCAGCCGGCCAACACCAAAGACCUGGACAAACUGAACCAGAACAUGGCCUCCAAACCGGACCUCACUCCUGUAGCCAAACAGGUGUGUGGUAGUGUUCGCACGGAGCCUUGCACCCCGCUGAAGUGUGAGGGGGGAGACUUGUGCCCACCGGAGGGAUCACCGCCCUGCAAGAAGGGGGAGAAGUGUGUGGGCGCUCUGCCUCUGGGCAAGAAGGCCGACGUCGAUGCCGAAGACGUGAAAGACAAAUUGGACAAACUCACAGGGAAGAUCACUGAUGCUGCAGAGAAGCUCCAGGAUGCACAAGAGGCAACCAAUCAGGUGAGAGAUACGGCAGAGAAGCUAUCCGACAAGAUGAAAAAGACCCGAGACGAUCUGGAGGGAGACUUGCAGGAGACACGUGAUGUUGUGGAAGAGCUCAAAGAGUUUCUGUCAGACCCAGGUUCCAACCUGACCAACAUCAAGGAGGUGAGCGACUGGAUCCUGAAAACCAAACUUCCUCAAAAUCUGGCCGCUCUGAAUAGGAAGGCGGAUGAGCUGAAGAAUCUGGCGGACAAUCUGCCAGACAGUACGUCGGUGUUGAAGGACGCCGAGCCACUGCUUAAAAAAGCCAAGAAACUCCUGGAUGAUGCCAAGGAUGCCAGGGACACCGCACUGGGAGUGAAGGGAGACGUGGACUCGCUGGUGUCAGGCUUAGGCACAGUGGAGGGCUCCAUGACUGACCUGGAGGAAAAACUGCAGGAAAGCAUGGACAAGAUAGAAAACCUGACCAACACCCUGACCACGGCUAAUGAUGCGCUGACUCCAGCAGAGAAGACACUGGACGAUAUAACAACUGUAAUAACGCCGUUGAAACCUCAGCUGGAUGAGCUUAAAAAGCUGCUGGACAACGCAAGACCGAAGGCCAAAGAAGCCCAGGACAACGCAGACCAAGCUGUGGACGAAGCCGAUGAUGGAAUGGAGGACCUGUCGACGUUGGAGGAUCAGCUCGGCCGUCUUAAAGACAAGGCUCCAACCAGUCCUCUGCCCGGAGAUGUAGAGGAUCGACUGAAGAAACUGAAGGACGACGCCGGAGUUCUGGUAGACACAACAGACAACAUGAUGAACUCUCUGGAAGGUAAAGCAGAUACCCUGAGGACACUACAGGACGAGAUCCUCCAGAAGUCACUCAACCUUGAAGGACUCGACGCUAAGGUGAAAGAACUGUUGGCCGAUCUUCGACUUCAUGGCACUAACCAUAGAGAAUGCAAGGGCUGAGAGUUGCGCACCCCUUGCCCCCCCCACUGUCUGUCUAUGACCACAUUAUCAUUUCACACCAACCUUCAACCACAUCUACUGUUAGAAGAAGUGUUUUCUCUAGCACUAUGACUCUUCUCUGUCACAUUGCAACUCUUGUGUUGCAUUUGUUUCUAAAUUUGAAAAAUAGCAAACAAUCAUCAUGGACGGAAUAAGACAGUAGAAAGGUUCAAAGAGCUUUACAAAAUACUCCUCACCUUUGCAGUUUAACAUGUACAGAUUUCUUUGUAGAUUUUCAGACAAUAUUUAACCCCAAAGUGCAAAGUUUUUUUCCCUCAUGUAGCCUAAAUAAAUUCAAUGAAAAUCUAACUGUUAUCAUACUGUAUAUGUAACCAAGGUAGCCAUAUGACAACAUAAAUCUAUUCAAUUUUUUCCCCAUUUUCCUGAGGAAAGAAGAACAUUUUUGUUGUUUUCUCGACAUCUCAACUCUCUUAUCUCGAGAUAACAAAGCUGGUAUUCCCGUUAAUUUCUCAAAAUGUUUAGAAAGUUACUAGAAUUUUCUCAUUAUCAUGUGGAAACCAGCGUUGUCAUCCAAAGAUCUCAUGAAAAAACAACCUAAAUGUACUCGUUAUCAUUAAGAAAAAAUUGGAAUAAAAUCAAAUGUGUGGAUACUUGUCCUCUUAGAGCUUCCAUAUGUUGCGUUAUGAACCUUUAAAAAGUUACAGAAAACAUAGUCUAUGAUGGUGGUCCUAAACGAGAGUUACGUUUGUAACCACGGUUCUAUGAAUACAGUCGCUGGGGAAUCUUGGCGAGAAGACUCUGUAGGGCCAUGUUUCAUGAUGACGCAGGCUAUUUAAGCUACGUCAUGAGUCACCACAGGUCACAUGUGACUUUGUUGAUAUUAAAUACUCGACCUGUGCACAGACGAGACGGAUAUUAUCCAGUUUUUAGAGCUGCCUCUUGUGGUGAGGAAGAUGCAAAGAUGCAAAUAUCACGCUAAUGCAAAGAAACGAGAAAAGUCUUAUAUUCUGUAAACAUAGUUUUUUCCUUACUUAUCCCAAAUCAGAAAGUCUUAAAUUCCAUUGUUUCAAUUGCUUGAAAAAAGACCACCAAAGGCUUCGGACUCUGUAAUGGUUCCGCAAAAACUCGACACACACUCCACUGUGAAUGUUGCACCAGAUUAUGUUUAUUUGUCAGUAGUGCAGAGCGGCUGAAUGUUACAUUAUUUAUUUGUUUAUGUUGUUUGUGCAGAAUCCACAGUAUUUAAAUAAAAGUCCUGUCAAAA